Zingiber officinale is the source of this 1052-nucleotide messenger RNA. RefSeq names its product agamous-like MADS-box protein MADS1. Bases 167 to 865 code for a protein of 232 amino acids. Gene Ontology annotation, biological process: positive regulation of transcription by RNA polymerase II. Gene Ontology annotation, cellular component: nucleus. NCBI's taxonomy places the organism in Eukaryota, Viridiplantae, Streptophyta, Magnoliopsida, Zingiberales, Zingiberaceae. The transcript has 9 exons. Gene Ontology annotation, molecular function: DNA-binding transcription factor activity, RNA polymerase II-specific; RNA polymerase II cis-regulatory region sequence-specific DNA binding; protein dimerization activity. The record is from RefSeq and is a predicted model, not a curated record.
GAAGGAUAUCAGGAAAGCUUCUUGUUGUAGUCUCCUCAAGGUUUCUUCUUUCCGUCGCCCACGAUUUUCCUCCUCCUCCCUGGCUUCUACUGUGAGAAAAAGAACAAAUUUUUCAUACUAGGUCGGCAAGCUGGAGCCACUACCGGCAGCAGAAGCAGGGGCGAAGAUGGGCCGGGGGAAGAUUGAGAUAAAGCGGAUCGAGAACACGACCAACCGGCAGGUCACCUUCUGCAAACGCCGCAACGGCCUGCUGAAGAAGGCCUAUGAAUUGUCUGUCCUGUGCGACGCUGAGGUCGCACUGGUCGUCUUCUCCAGCCGCGGCCGCCUCUACGAGUACGCCACCAACAGUGUUAAAACAACUAUUGGGAGGUACAAGAAAGCUUGUAACGAGACCACUAACAAUGGAUUUGUUUCUGAAGCCAAUGCUCAGUAUUACCAGCAAGAAGCAUCGAAAUUACGGCAACAAAUCAACGGCAUCGAGAGCACAAACAGGAACCUGAUGGGCGAGUCCCUUGAUUCCAUGAGCAUAAGGGAUCUUAAGCAGCUUGAGACUAGAUUGGAGAAGGGAAUCGCUAAAAUAAGAUCUAAAAAGAAUGACCUGCUCUUUGCUGAAAUUGAGUACAUGCAGAGAAGGGAGAUUGAGCUUCAGAACGACAAUAUGUUUUUCAGGAACAAGAUAGCUGAGAAUGAGAGAGUGCACCAACAGAUGAAUAUGCUACCGCCUACGGCGGCGGCGGCGGCGGCGGCGGCGGUUGAAUACGAGAUGAUGCCUCCAUUUGACUCAAGGAACUUCCUGGAAGUGAACUUAAUGCAGCAGAACCAACAUUACAGUCAGCAACAAAGGACAGCCCUUCAGCUGGGAUGAGACGAUAAAAGAUGGAGGCCUGAUCAUGCUUGCGCGCAUCUAGAGACAGACUUGGAUAGUAGUGAGGAUAAGCAUAAUUUACAGCUUUUAUUGUACGGUGAAUGACUCCUAUUAUUGUUAUUUAUGCUGUCCUAUACGAUCAAGACUAAUCUGAUGCUUCUUGUUGCAAUAUAGUCAAUGUUUGUCA